UGGCGGCCGCUGCCCCAGUCGUCGCCCUACUUUAACCAAGCCAACUCUCGGCGCGCUACUAUAUUCCUCGACUUGGCCGUGCGAAAAUGAUUUGAAAUUCGACGAGAUCCGUCAAGACUUGUUCUUAUUACCGCCGAGGGAUAUUCGACCGCGAGAAGCUUUCCGUGCGGUUGAACGGCCAGUUUCGGACUUCCGGGCGGCGGCCGGAAGAGGGCAUCGACGAUUGAUUUUUACCAGUGUUUCUGCGAACCCUUUCGUUUCUUUCGCGCUUUUUUCUUACGCAUUUCCCGCGCAUUUGUUGAUCCGGAAAUUUUUGAAUUUUAACCGCGUCAUCUCCGCGCUGGAUGAGAAAACUCGUGACACGCGUCGGCGGCGAAAAAGGCGGAAAUCCAAGGAAUUCGACCGCUUAGGUGAUUGAUCGCAACCUCACGUAUCGAUCGUUUCAAAGCGGAAGAUUUCAACCGUUCGUAUUUCACGUAUGCGACAUUCGACCGGUGAUCUUGGUGUUUACCUUGCGCCGCGACGACAUUGGAAACUUCGCACAGCAGUCGAGAGACGGAGGCCUUUCAUUCAUUCCUCGUCCUGCUGGCAUCCUGAGGGACACUUUCGGAGCGAAAGGUGCAGGAGUGCGAUGACAAACGACGCUGUGAUUUCGCGGUGAAAACGCGAAGCGCUUCGGAUACGCGGCGACAAAACCUGCGCGAUACCGCGUUGAGAAUUUUAAAAGAACACGGAGGGCACAUAUACACACAUAUCGUACACGUACGUUCGUACGUACGCUCGAAUGAAAGUGAUAUUUACGUGAAAUGACUUGAAAACGAUAUUUCCUGGAAGUUGCUCCGUACGGCGCUCUUCGCUUUUGACACCGGGCUUCUCGAAGAAGUAGAAAGUGAGCCAACGGCCACGAGGCUCGGUAGAAGGAGACGGAGGAGAAGGAGAAAGAGGACGAAGAAGAUGACCAGCGACUCGUCGACUCGCGAUCAGUGGGCCACGCGAGGAACCGUUACAGGAGUUGCGUGAGAGCGACGAGGAUGGAUAACGUAGGAUACAACCUCUAGUGUUAGGACGAAAGGCUUUCAGCCUAGAUUUCGAUUCCCGUGCCGUUUAAUUAAGAACACUUUAAAGGAUCGUAACAAGGCAAAAUAUAUCACACACAGAAAGGAAAAAUAAUUUCGCACAGCUGUUUCGCACUGUGCGGCCUCACUGCGGAUGGUGUAAUUAGCAUCGCACGCCGCUUGUGAAUCGGAUUAAAAACGAAAGGACGUGUAAACGAUGCGAUUUUUCGAUGGUUGUUUGCUGGGGCUGAAAAAGAGUGACUAAACAAAAAGGUGAUGGGAAUAAAUGGAGAAAGAGAAACCGAGGGCUGCUCGAAUAGUGACUAUUUUAUAACAAAUGAGGUACGAGCAUACGAGUAAGUGUCUGAGAAAACGGACGAAACGUCGGCGGUGGAGAUAGUAGCCUUCUGUUUCCCCCGAGUCCUUUUCGGCAGUGAUAGAGUGAGCGGCACCUGUUGCACAAGUGACGAGAGUGACUUCCUCGAUAACGCAUAGAUAACUACCGUACAGUUCCUAUAACAUGUCAGUUUUGGUUCGCCUCGUGACUUUAAAGACUGUUGAGUCGUGAUUUUUUCAUCGUCUUCUGAGUUCUUUUUUAUCCCCGUAUUGGUCGCUUGUAUAAAAGAUACACGGUUGAAUAUUGCAGUGCCUGGUCGCAUCUCGAGAUCGCUUCAACUGUCCGAAAGGAGCAAUUUUUGUUUCUUGGAUGUCUGGUUUUGAGAAAUGAAUUAUGACCCUUACGAGCAGCCCGUGUGAGCUAGACAACAUGAGCUUGUUUCAAGACCUCAAGUUGAAAAGGAGAAAGGUUGAUUCCAGAUGCAGUAGUGAUGGGGAAAGCGCAGCUGACACGUCGACUUCGUCGCCGGACAAUAUGCCAGGCUCGCCGGGCUGUCCAGUGGUCAAAGUGAAGACGGAAUGCAUUCGUAGCAGCCCGAGUCCCGGGACUCCCCGGGAUACUCGGGACCUGCGAGACCUGAGGGGCACGGACACGAGGGAGGUGACGGCCGACCGCGCCUCACCCGACUCCGUCUUCCCCGAGGCGGCGAGCUCCAGGGGUGCUGAGGAGCGGUUUUGCACUCCGGCAGCUAGCGCGUCGCCCGUAUCGCCGCUCCAAAGUCACACCAACGUGUUCACAAGCCCGACCCCGCGUGAAAUUCACCGCGGCGAAACCCCCGAUCGGGGCACGAAUAGCCACUACCUGGUGCAGCCCAAGGAAGAGUCGGACAACUCGGUCUUCGACGGCGGAGGCCGCGGGGAUGGAUCGAGCCACCCUAGUCACCGCACCCCUUCGCCGAGUGUCAAUCGGAUCGAGAGCCCGAGCCCUGGUACCGGCAAUCCCGGUGGCGGUGGGCCCGCCGGUGGCUGUGGUUCUGGUGCUAGUUCCGGUUCUGGUUCGAGUUCGUGUGCCAAUCAGCAGCCUGGACCCCGGCAACGGGCGCCAACGGUCCCUUCCCACAUACUAGCCCAUCAUCAAUUCUGGAGCCAGAACCGUGGCGUUCAGGGCUACGACACAAGACUGCUAAACGGAGUGAUCAGCAGUGCUGUGAACUUUGGACAAAACCUAUCCAGCGCAACCGGUGCGUCGAACGAAGGGAUGAAACCACCUGCUCAAAGAGUCGCCCCGGCUACGCCGCGACCGGCUCCAUCGGUGAUCAUGGGCGAGGUCGGCGGCGUUCGGACGAUGAUUUGGUCCGUGCCACCGUUGGAACCUACGCCAACUCCUACCGCCUCCUGGACAGCGACAACCGCCUCGAGUUCCACGUCCGAGGAGUCAGCGGCCCACGUCCUUCUGAACCUCAGGUCCGAACCGAGGGGGAAACCGCCGGGCACGUCGCAAUCCUUCGGACCCCCGCUGAACAUGGAACGCCUGUGGGCCGGCGAUCUCUCUCAACUCCCCGCUGCGCAGCAGAUCCAAGCACUCAACCUUACCGCGAGUUCCAGCCAGCCUUGGUCGAGAAAUGGUAACAUGGUCACGACGGAGGCACCCUCGCAAACACCAUCGGCGCCGUCUCUUCAGCCUCAGGAACACGAGGAGGAGGAACAGCCGAUGAUAUGCAUGAUCUGCGAGGACAAAGCGACGGGACUCCAUUACGGCAUUAUUACCUGCGAGGGAUGCAAGGGUUUCUUCAAGAGAACCGUUCAGAAUCGGAGAGUAUACACAUGCGUGGCCGAAGGCAUUUGUGAAAUCACGAAAGCCCAACGGAACCGGUGUCAAUACUGUCGGUUCAAAAAGUGCAUCGAACAGGGUAUGGUACUCCAAGCGGUUCGCGAGGACAGAAUGCCGGGUGGUCGCAACUCCGGAGCUGUCUACAACCUCUACAAGGUGAAGUACAAGAAACACAAGAAGACGAACAAGGGAAUGAACGUCGGCGUUGGUCUUGGCGGUACGGGCGGAAUAAAUGGUUCCGGGUCUUUGAAUGCGACCAAGGGUACAAUGGCGCCGACGAUGCUGGAGAAACACAUACAGGCUGCGGCGGCGGCGGCGCAGCAUAAUCAGCAACACGGGCAAUUGGCCGGGGCCCUCAUGCAGCAUCACAAAGGCUCAUCCGGUCCGGAAUCACAGAAUACCUCUCAGCAGCCUGCCUCUGGGCAUCAGAGUGUUCAAGGUCAUCAGGGGCACGCCGGUCACCUCGUCAAUGGUACCAUUCUUAAGACUGCUCUCACCAAUCCUUCCGAGGUUGUACAUUUACGACAAAGGCUAGACAACGCAGUGAGCAGUUCAAGGGAUAGAGCAUUCCCUUUGGACGCAACGCUCGCGAUGAUUCAAACCCUCAUAGACUGUGACGAGUUCCAAGACAUUGCCACGUUAAGGAACUUGGAUGAACUACUGGAUCAUAAGUCAGACUUAAGUGAAAAGUUGUGUCAGAUAGGAGACAGUAUAGUGUAUAAAUUGGUGCAGUGGACCAAGAGGUUACCCUUUUACCUUGAGCUGCCUGUUGAAGUGCAUACGAGGCUGCUCACCCACAAGUGGCACGAAUUGCUGGUGCUCACCACCUCUGCUUAUCAAGCGAUUCACGGGCAACAGAAAUGGACUGGCGUCGGUAGCGACGGCACGAGUGCAGAUUUUACGGAAGAGGUUUCGAAUAACUUGUGUACUCUGCAAACGUGUCUCACAAGUAUGAUGGGAAGGCCAAUAACCAUGGACCAAUUGCGACAAGACGUGGGACUGAUGGUAGAAAAAAUUACGUACGUGACGCUCAUGUUUCGACAGGUGAAAUUAAGAAUGGAGGAAUAUGUGUGUCUAAAAGUCAUCACCAUGUUAUCUCAAGCACGAGAUGGUACAUUGGAAUUGGAACAAAUCCAAGAGCGGUAUAUGAGCUGCUUACGCAGUUUUGUGGAACACAGUGCGCCUCAGCAGCCAGGUCGCUUCCAUGAUCUUCUCGUCAGAUUGCCCGAAGUACAAUCAGCGGCAGCUCUACUACUCGAGAGCAAAAUGUUCUACGUUCCUUUCCUAUUGAACUCAGCAAUUCAAAGAUAGUAAAUAAAUGAAUACCUAAACAAACAAAUAGACUUACGAAAUGAAAGCUUUGUUUGUGUAUGUAUAAUAACUAUAUAAUAUAAAUGUGUGUGUUCGUUGCGUUGUACAAAACUAAAACUAAAAAACAAAAAACAAAGAAAAAAAAACAAAGGAACUGAACUUUUUUACCAAAACUAGAAGACUAUAUUUCUGUACGCAGCUGCGCAACUACGUCAUGUGUGUUCACAUUGCAUAAUCCGAUUAAUAAGACUCUCGAAUGCUCACCAUUGGUCACGUCACACCCACAUCUCAACCACAAUCUCCACAUCUGACGUGAUAUACUACAUUUCUAUGGAUCAACUCGACUCUUUUCUAACUUUAUCAACUCAUAAUAUCGAUACAAUCAUCGUAAUUAUAUACAUAAAGCAUUCUUUUGUAUCUAGCAUCUACUGUGUUAUACUGCCAUUAGUGCAACGAAGCCAUUGUUUUGCUUCCUUUACGUCUCGUCUUUCAGAAUAAUAAUAUCCACCCUAUCUCUAGUACUAAAAACUCUACAGCUUUGUGGCCAACAAGUAUUUUUCGUUACCAUUUUGCGAUACACAGUUAAAUCGUUUAUUGUCUCUAUGUUAGGUUCACUUGACGUGUUACAUUUAAAGGAAUUUUAUGCGGGCUCUGAUCUAGGUAUCAAGCUGUAUCGGAAUAGUAUUUAACGAUGUAAGCUAUUUCUUGGUAUAAUUUGGUUCUUGUACUGGAUACUCGUCAAAAAGUGCCCAAUGUUCCAAUAUUAUUCCGAUUAUUAUUGGCAUAUUUUCUAACAUAUGCAUAGUUUAAUCUCGUCAAAACAAUGAUGGAAUUGCCCAGGUGAUAGAAAUCUUGGCCUUGCUUUGCGAAAGAGAGUAAUUGUUGUGACAAGAAACAUUAAUUGAAAAAUUAGGCAGGGACGCGGGAAAAAUGCCAAUCCGUCUAACGGAAAAUUCAAUUUUUGGAAUUCCUUCUCGGCAAACGUCAUUCAAUAGUUCCGUUGGAAGAUUGUUUAAAACCUGUGGAUAUUGUCAUUUCAAUCAAAAGGCGAUAGUUUCCAUCUCAUACAGUGUUCCCGUAAUAGUUUCCCAUAGCGCGUGUAAAAAAGGGAAGUCGCACACCUUGUUCUUCUCUUUCACGUUUUUUGUCUAAUCACAAUAAGUUGCAAAUAUGAAUACCCUAAUUGCGACGUUUGACCGAACAGAUCUAAAUUUUCGAAUUACUAAAAAAGUAUAAUAGUCAAAAUAAUAUUUUAAUCAUAACCUCAUACCCACAUAUGCUAAGUUCGUAAUAAUAUUUUACGUUUUUUACAUUUAAAUCUCAAAGUCAAUUAGGAUGGUGAAAUUAAAUGAGAAGAUCUAGAAAACGAAUUUCCCAUUACGUUUCAAUGCCCCGUUCAAAUCGAGAACCAUAGAAAUAUACGUAACUGAAAUAUAAAUAUUUUACGUUUGUACGAGUUUUUCACCUUCAGAAAAAAAUAUUCACUUAACUUUCAACCCCAACGCUUGAAGCAGGUCAUCCACAUUUUCCAGCUUGAUAUGCUACACAGAAUAAAAUUAAAAUAGCCCACUUGAAUAAAUGCAGAAGCGAAAAGAAUGUAAUAACCGUAAGUGCGAUGUUGCAAAGUACAUUUACAUAGAAGUAUUUAAAACACAAUAAAUCUGCAUACGCCUUUGUAUGCAUAUGAAUCUUCAAAGCAAAUCAAUUAUCCUGCCAAGCGCUGAGGACUUGGACAUCUGAAAUAAUUACUCAUUUACCGAAUAAACUAUUGCAAAAUGUCGAAUCUGUAACAAUUAGCAUUUUGGUGAUGGUACAAAUUUACACUUUAAAAUUUAUUCAGUGGUUCAGAUUCACCAAAUAAAUAAGAAUCGUUGUAGAUAAUUGAGAUAUCAGGAUCCAAUAAUACGAGUAUAGAUAUAAUUUCAAAUGACAUAUCUUUUCGACAUAGCACUACAGGAUAUUGCAAGCGACGUAAACAUUUAUGUGUAAUCUGAACUUUGAGAUAACUGAUCGGGUAUGCUUAUAUAACAUCAAUAUUAUUGACAAUAGUUAUUAAUAUUCUCAAGUCAAUUCCACUCGACGACGAAUGAAUUGGAUUGAAAUAGCAGUGAACCUAACAUAAUCAAUAACUGACAAUUCAAUACAAGUUUGGGUAUUUUUUGGCGAGCAUCUAGUACAGGCACUGUGUUACACCAUACACAGAACAAUACUGUGCUUUAAAUAAACUAUUUUAUCUUUGUGAAUUUUUGUACCUAUACCAGACACUCGUCAUAAAACACCUACAGUUACCAAUUAUAUUGAUUAAAAUCGUCAGUAAAUCAUUAUAUUUAUUAUUUCUUGCUAAAGUUACCACAGUAAAUGUCAUAGUAUUACUAAAGGUUGGACGCAUCUGAAUUCUGACUACAUAUAUUACGUGUAUAGUAAAAUGUGAAUAUGCUACAUGUUUCUCUUGAAAAAAAAAUAUAAAUGGUGAUCUCCUUUUAUAUCGUUAUUACAAAUUUUGUGCACUGAAACAAACAUAUGCGGCAUAGCUCAAACCACGCGAUACACAACUGCGGAUUUAAAUGGGUUUGCAAAAUUCCCAUUUCAUUUUCAUCACGUUA
Messenger RNA from Neodiprion virginianus, 7136 nucleotides. RefSeq names its product hormone receptor 4 (gene Hr4). The coding region runs from base 1786 to 4533 and encodes 915 amino acids. Gene Ontology annotation, biological process: regulation of DNA-templated transcription. The record is from RefSeq and is a predicted model, not a curated record. Gene Ontology annotation, molecular function: sequence-specific DNA binding; DNA-binding transcription factor activity; zinc ion binding. The transcript is spliced from 11 exons. NCBI's taxonomy places the organism in Eukaryota, Metazoa, Arthropoda, Insecta, Hymenoptera, Diprionidae.